AUGGUCGAAAGAAUCAUGGCCAGAAACGGAAUGAGCACUUCUUUACAAAGGCCAACGUAUUCAUCUCCGCUAGCUGACUAUAUCGUACAAACGAAAAACCCUCGGGGGUGGAAAGUGCCAAAGUAUACGAAAUUCGGAGGAGAAACUGGAGAGUCGACAGUCGAACACAUUGCGAGAUAUUUGACUAAGUCAGGGGAUAUGGCGAAUAAUGAGAGCUUAAGGGCGAAGCAUUUCCCUUCAUCCCUCACUAAAGCAGUAUUCACAUGGUUUACCACACUACCCCCCAACUCAAUCGACUCAUGGUCUAGUUUGGAAAAGAUUUUUCAUGAGCAGUUUUAUGAAGGCCACUCAAAGAUUAGUUUGGUCGAGUUGUCAAACAUUAAAAGAAGGUUCGCUGAGACCAUCAACGAUUAUCUAAACAGGUUCAAAUCAUUGAAGGCUCGUUGUUUCACACAGAUACCUGAGCACGAGCUUGUUCAAAUGGCAGCUAGGGGUUUAGACUAUUCUAUUAGAAAGAAAAUAGACCCCACAUGUGUCAAAAGCAUGUCGCAACUAGCCGAUAGGGUUCAACACCUUGAGCGGCUGCGAUUAGAAAAAGUUAGACACACUAAAGCUAAAACUAAGAAAGAGAGGGUAGCCUAUUUCGAUUACGACGACACCAAUCCUAUAUACGAAGCCGACUAUAUCUCGCUGACUAAGGAGGAAGUCGAUUUGGCUGAAGUGAAAGCAAGACCUACGUAUGGAUGCAAAGCUCUUUUCCCAUCGAAAGGGAAAGGCCCUGCAGAACACAAUGCAAAAUUUCCCGCGAAGACUUAUACCUUUGAUGUUAGUAAAUGUGAGGAAAUUUUUGAUGUGUUGGUCAAAGAUGGUCAAAUCUUAUUACCUCCAAAUGCUAAGUUACCACCAUUAGAACAGAGACAGAAGAGAGGUUUUUGUAAGUAUCAUAAUUACCUUGGGCACUCAACUUCUCAAUGUUUUCUUUUCAGGGAUUUGGUUCAGAAAUCGCUGCAGGAGGGUCAUUUGAAGUUUGCUGCAAGAAAAAUGAAGAUCGACUCUGACCCUCUCAGGCAUGAAGAGGAUUUGUUUGUUGAGACUGUCGACAUUAAUAUGGUGGAUAUCUAA
Molecule: messenger RNA, 1122 nt
Organism: Vicia villosa (hairy vetch)
Lineage: Eukaryota; Viridiplantae; Streptophyta; Magnoliopsida; Fabales; Fabaceae
Exons: 1
Coding region: 1-1122 (373 amino acids)
Source: RefSeq, a predicted model, not a curated record